UUCUCACAGUUUCUUUUUGGAAGAGGUGCACCGAAAGGCGCUUUCAACCGGACACGAGCAGACGCAGAGUGACACUUAAACGGCGCGUGUCAUCGUCAUCUGCAGGCCAUCUGUGAGGAGAACCAACGUGGAUUUGGAAGUUUCUUGGGGGGGCUAGAUGGGCAUUAUUCGGUGCAAAGUUUGAGCACCACUGUUCUAAGACAUCAGCAUGAAACUAUUGCUCACAUGAGGCCUCGCAUUGAUCAUAUGGUAUUGCCUUAAUGUGAUGGGCAUAAACCGAGAGCGUUUUAUUUGUAUAGUGUAAUGUUGAUUGAUUUUGAGGGCGAGUCAGCCUUAAGACCCCGCUCUUCCUCAGUGGCGGCGCUGCUGACGGGGCAAAAAUGACUCGAUAUGAUUAUGUGGCUGGUACAUUGAAGGAAUCCAUCAACGGCACUGCGGCAGGCUCGCAUCCUAAUAAUACUCACAAAAGCUAUACACUCAAUCAAAAGGUGACACACACACACACAAACACACACACAAACUCACUUCAUCAAUGACAUAGCGUUGUUUAUCUGGCCACAUCUCAACAACAUUAGAUCAUUCAAAAGAGUCAAACCCCAAGUGUAGAUCUGACCCAUAGUUUUGUGAUUUCCCCUGGCUCAAAGGUAUUUGAACAACUAACCUUUUUUGAUCAAUUACAUCUUGGAGGUACAAUCACAGUGCUGCACAAUUUACAAUCUGACACUUUCCUGGUGGUGUGCCAUUGAAGUCAAACAUACAUUUGAUAAGUUUUGCUUUAUUUGCUCAACUAAAUAGCAUCACGACCAAAACAAAAUCAGUGAGGAAAAUUCUCCAAAAUGUUGACCACUCAUGGAACAAAUUUCAACACACUGAACAAUUGAUAGUCAGAUUAUUUUACCUAUUUUUUUAAUUAAAUUUUUGUUUUAAUAAAAAUGAACACAAUAAGUAUCUAAAUGAGUUUUAUUCAAAUAAAUGGCUAAAGAAUGUGAUUACAAAAGUGUCCACACCCUUACAAAUGGGCUGUGGCUGUGUUUAGAAUUAAUCAAUUACAUUCAAACUUAAGUUAGAAUGGAGUCGCACAUGCCUGUCUCAAUUUAACAAGUCUCUCACAGAAAUAGAUGUUUGGAAAAACUCAAAAACAGAGGAACCUCCGUCCGUCAAUGCGUGGAUUCCUGUCUGUGAGCAUCUGAUGAGGUGGCCGUGGGGGUACCUCACACACUGAGUGGGCGGGAGGUAAGCUGAGGUGAGGUGAGGGAGCCCGAGUGGAUAAAGAGAGGAGCCGGGAGACGCACCCAAGUGACUGCUGGAAAGCUUCAUAAGAGGAUCCAUUUCAUCAUGAGCUUCCAAGUGGUGCUGCUGUCCUUUCUCCUGGCAUCUGUGAGCUGGUCCAAAGGAGCUGUCAUCACAGGAGCUUGUGAGCGAGACAUGCAAUGUGGCCUGGGUCUGUGCUGUGCCGUCAGUCUGUGGUUGAGGGGCCUGAGGAUGUGCAUCCCGAGGGGUACCGAAGGCGAUCUAUGCCACCCGCUGAGCCACAAGGUGCCCUUUUUUGGUAAAAGGCAGCACCACACGUGCCCCUGCCUCCCCCACUUGGUGUGCACCCGCUACGCCGGAAGCAAGUACAGAUGCACAGAAGACUACAAGAACAUAGACUUUCAAUAAAAGGGCCAGAGGAUCCCUUUCAAGACUUUUGGGGACGAAAAACACAUCCUGGCGACUCUUUACGUAUAUACUAGCAGUGUUGGGCAAAGUACCACCUGUCUGUCCAUUUUGCAAAUGUAAAUGGUAUUGAUGUCAGUUGCACAAUACAUUUGAAUUGUCUUGAUUGUAGUCAUGCACUUCAUGCCUCAAGGAGCCAUAGAAGCCACGUCAGACACAUUCAAGGUUUUGUGACUCAUUAAAGUAUUUGUUGUACUGUAUGUUGCUAAUUUAUCACAGGACUGUACACUGAUCUUGCCAAUAAAAGAUGAAACGACAUACCA
Messenger RNA from Syngnathus acus (greater pipefish), 1979 nucleotides. It is a transcript of the gene prok1, whose product is annotated as prokineticin 1. The transcript is spliced from 5 exons. The record is from RefSeq and is a predicted model, not a curated record. Lineage: Eukaryota; Metazoa; Chordata; Actinopteri; Syngnathiformes; Syngnathidae. Bases 1336 to 1659 code for a protein of 107 amino acids.